AUGGCGUCACGAAUAUCCAAUCUCACAGAGCAGCAGGUGCUGGAACCCACAAAGGCUUUGUUAGAAUAUCUGAAAAAGACAAGAAGCAAUGCGGAAUUGUUUGAUGUCCCAACCAAAAUACUUCUAACUGUGACUUUCAAGUUGAUACCUAUUGUCAAAAACAAAGUUGUCAAAAUAAAAGUUCCAAACGGCUUGAAAUUUUGUAAUCAAGAUGUUUGCCUGUUUGUCCGAGAUUUAAAGAGAGGAGAAAGAGAUUAUGAACCAAGUCAAGUCCAUUUUAAAGAGAUGCUUGCAUCUAAAGGCAUAGACUACAUUAGUGAGGUUAUUCCUUUGAAAUGUCUCAAAUUGGAAUACAGGCAAAUUGAAGCCAAAAAGAAUCUCUGUAACAAAUAUGACCUCUUUUUGGCUGAUGACAGGAUAUUUGGUAAUCUGCCCAGAACACUUGGCAAAGAUUUUGCUAGAAGGAAACGGAUUCCUAUUCAAGUAAAAAUGACAGCAAAAGACUUAAAAAAGGAGCUUGACCAAGCUGUAAAUAAUGCUUAUAUGGUCAUCACUGGGAAAGGUUCUUGCAGUUUGGUUCAUAUUGCCAAUUCCAACAUGACAGACAAAGAGAUUGCAGCCAACAUUCUUAUGGCAGCAAAGGUUCUUGCAGAGGUGGUUCCUGGAGGUGCUGAGAAUAUUCGCAACAUCUAUAUCAAAACAGAAGACUCACCUUCAUUACCUGUCUACAUUGCCAAGCCUGGUUGUGAUACCCAGUUACCUGCUACUGGAAAAAUACCAAAGAAACCGGAACCUGAAGUAAUUAAUUGGAGUCUGAGAGCAAAAGCUUUUGUCACAGAAAGCAAUGAUAUUUAUCUCUGUUCAAAGAGUGGAGAAAGAAAAUUACUUUGGGGUGGAUCAGAUUUCUCAAACAUGCCUGAAAAGAAAAGACUUUUUGCUUAG
Acanthosepion pharaonis is the source of this 942-nucleotide messenger RNA. The record is from the annotation of a GenBank genome assembly. Lineage: Eukaryota; Metazoa; Mollusca; Cephalopoda; Sepiida; Sepiidae.